Messenger RNA from Funneliformis geosporum, 468 nucleotides. The record is from the annotation of a GenBank genome assembly. Lineage: Eukaryota; Fungi; Glomeromycota; Glomeromycetes; Glomerales; Glomeraceae.
AUGACUAAAAUAAAAAUAGCUGACCUUACUGUUAGCACAAUAGAAAACAAUAGAAAUAAGAAAGUAAAAGUAGGUAGCAAAUUAAGAUUAAUUAUUCCUCUUAAAGAAAUGUCGAACAAAAAAUUCAAGUCUACAGAAAUUCUUGAGAAUUAUAAAAAGUAUACUAACGAAAAUGAAAAAUUUAUAAGAUUUAGUAACCACAGGGGGAAACCAGCUAUAGAAAUUAAGAACAUUAAGGUCGAUGAUUAUUUCGUUUUUUAUGCUCAAGAAGACAAAACCAAAGGACUUCACACUACCAACCAACUAACCCAACUUUUAAAAGAUGCCAACAAAUUAUUCAUCAAAGAUGGACACGGCAAAGUAACUAGUCAAGAAGCCUUCGAAUUCCUUCAAUCCAUCAUUGAAUCAAAAGAAAUCAAAUCUCAAGUUAAAUUUAAUCAAGGCGAUGAAAUUACUUUGGGAGAAUGA